Messenger RNA from Beta vulgaris subsp. vulgaris (sugar beet), 1320 nucleotides. RefSeq lists its product as uncharacterized. The record is from RefSeq and is a predicted model, not a curated record. Bases 1 to 1320 code for a protein of 439 amino acids. The transcript has a single exon. NCBI's taxonomy places the organism in Eukaryota, Viridiplantae, Streptophyta, Magnoliopsida, Caryophyllales, Amaranthaceae.
AUGAGGGUGAAAACUCCUAAUCUGGGUAAAGUAUACCUUAAUCUAUGCCCAGGUUGGUGUCUCACUCAUAAUAAUGCCCACCAUGAUAAUGGCAGGAUAGUUAUUGGCUGGUGUCCAUGUUCUUUUCAUGUUAAUAUAUUGAGCAUGAGUAGUCAGUUUAUUCAUUGUGAGGUUAAGCCUACACAAGGUGGGAAGGGUUUCUUUUGUACUUUUGUGUAUGGGUUUAAUGAAAUAAGUAGUAGGGGGGCUCUUUGGGAUGGCAUAAGGGAGAUAGCAAAGAAGGUUGAAGGUGGUUGGGUGUUAAUGGGUGAUUUUAAUGAUCUGUCAAGUGUUGAUGACAGAAUUGGAAGCACUGUAAGAGUUGCUGAAAUUAGGCCAAUGAUGGAUUGUUUGAAUGAGUGUGGUCUUACUGAUGUGAAGGCUUCAGGGAAGUAUUUUACCUGGACAAAUAAGCAGGAGGGUACAGCAAGGGUUUUUUCAAGGAUUGAUAGGGUCAUUGCUAACAGUAUUUGGCUGGAUAGCUUUGAUCAGGCUGCUGUGACCUUUUUACCAGAGGGUGAUUUUGAUCACACUCCUGUAGUGCUUCGAGUUUAUGAGGUGCCUUUGAUUAAAAGACCUUUUAAAUUCUGCAUGUGGUGUUAUUAUAGCUCAAUGAUGGAUGCAGUGAAGGAGGCUUGGAGACAACCAGUGCAAGGGUGUCAUAUGUAUCAGGUGGUGGAGAAAUUGAAAAGAGUUAAAGGGGUGUUAAGAACUUUGAAGAAGCAGGGAUUUGGAGAAGCUGAGAGGGAUCUCAUUCAAGCUACUGAAGAGUUUACUAUGAUCCAAGAUAAGCUUCAUGAGAAUCCUGGAAAUAUUGAAUGUAUUGAGCAGGAGAGAAUUGUCAGGGGCAAAGUUCAGAGGGCUAAGAAGUGUGUUCAGGCCAUGCUUCAACAGCAAGCUAAACUAAAUUGGCUUAAGUGUGGUGAUGAAAAUACUAGAAUCUUUUAUCAGGCCAUAAAAGCAAGAAGAAGGCAGAAUAGAAUACAUGCUAUUCACAAUGAACAAGGUGAAUCGGUGGAGACUCAUGAAAAGGUCUCUACAGCUUUCUUGGAAUACAACAAAAAUCUUUUUACUGGCAAGGAACAACAACAAGUUGUCUUGAGUACCUUGAUUGAAAGAGGUAAGUCUAUUACUGAAGAGCAUAAGAGAAUUAUUAUGUGCCCUGUUACUAAGGAAGAUGUGAGAAGAGUCAUGUUCAGUAUACCUGAUGAUAAGGCCCCUGGGGCUGAUGGCUUUAAUAGCUGUUUCUAUAAGAAGUGCUGGGAGAUUGUAGGGGAUUAG